Saprolegnia diclina VS20 is the source of this 1100-nucleotide messenger RNA. RefSeq lists its product as hypothetical. NCBI's taxonomy places the organism in Eukaryota, Oomycota, Saprolegniomycetes, Saprolegniales, Saprolegniaceae. The record is from RefSeq and is a predicted model, not a curated record. The transcript has a single exon. Bases 401 to 1030 code for a protein of 209 amino acids.
CUGGGACCACGAACCUUCAAGACCGCCUCUGGCAAACGCUGUGUUGUCGUGUCGCCACGUGUUAUAACACUUUGGGCCGAUAACAGCCCAGUUACACAUCGCCCAUGCAGCAGCAUCCAAUAUCAUCUCCGAGCGUGUCGCCAAGUCUCUACGCGCCAGCGACCAUCGAGAGAAGCCGAGAUGGCAGCGAUGGAAGGCAGCGUCGGCGGCGUCGACGAGCCAGCGCGGAGGAGGAGCGGUCGCACCGCUUGACCGGCUGCACCAGCUGCGGCCAAACGACUCAGAGUUCGUAUCGAGUGGCCGGCGGCGAUCGAACUUGACCAGAUGUGUAACACGUCGUCUUCGCCCACGCCUCACCCACGCGAUUUCAAAAUCAAACUGGUCCUCAGUAGCAGUCGUCAUGGGCGCGGAGACCUUUGUUGGUAUUGGGCUCGUCGCGUUUGCUAUCCUCUUCCUCGGCUACAUGUCGUACAAGUGCAGCCGCGACAAGGCGCGCGUGCCGCCGCCUGCCAAGCCCGUUGAGACGCCCGCGUACAACCCGACCGCGCUCACCGAGAUGGAAGAUGGUCGUGGCAGCGGCUCGUUCGUCGUUCUGCAGGACAAGGUGCGCGACAGCAACAUCCUGGACGCGUCGCCGCCGUCGCAAACGCACGUCUCGGCCAAGCUCGUCUCGUUCAGCGUCGGGUCGUCCGUCGGCGUCGGCAGCCACUUUGUCGUGACCAAGCCGACAGCGACCGACGACAUUGCGAUCCUCGAGGACGAAGAAGACGACGACAUGAUGGUCAUCCAGCACGCGCCAAUGAAGAAGCUCGGAGACGGCCUUGCCGAAGACGACUUUGACAUCGUCGACCAAGACUUGUACCGGUCGUCGACGUCGUUUAGCAAAGGCAUGGACGGCCGGUACUCGCACUUCAGCAUGGUCUCAGAGCUCUCAGCGUACGAGACGGCGAGCGAGUACGAGUCGCGCAUGUCCCAGGCAAGUCGCGACAGCUACAUGACCGACUACGACGGCAAGGAGGCCCGCAUUUAGACGCGAGACGCAACUACUAGUUUGAAUAGGAUUUAUUAAUCAACGCGCCAGCGCGGCGCCGUGAGCUACA